GUGAAACCACUAAAGGAAGCAGCCUGUUGCUCUGGUCUGAGCUUGACAGCGGUGUGUUCGGUUUCGUCAGGGUCAGAAUCCUGAGAAUAAAAAGCGGAGUGUGAGCUCAGUGUUCAGUCUGAAGAUGGAGACGAAGGAGGAGAGCGUCACAGUGAAGAGGGGCAGCACGGAGCAGAGGAAGCUGCGCUCUCGUGAUGCAGCCAGAUGUCGCCGCAGUCAGGAGACCGAGGUGUUCUACGAGCUGGCCCGCUCUCUGCCGCUCCCCCGCAGGGUGUCCACCCACCUGGACAAGGCAGCCAUCAUGAGGGUCGCCCUCAGCUUCCUGCGCAUGCACGGCCUCCUGCGACCCGGUGAGAAUCAGAAAGAGGAGCCUGAAGAGGAAGAGAGCGACGACAGGGAGGAAGAGGAGGAAGAGGAGGAAGAGGAGGAAGAUCCAAUGGACGCUUUCUAUCCUCAGACGUUGGCUGGUUUCAUCAUGGUGAUGACGGAGGAAGGGGACAUGAUCUACUUGACAGAGAACGUCAGCAAACACAUCGGCAUCACACAGCUGGAGCUGCUGGGUCAGAGUGUUUAUGACUUAGUUCAUCCGUGUGACCAGGAGGAGCUCAGAGAUCUGCUGGGUCCACGUCCAGGUUCAAAUAAGAAAGAACAGAAACAUCACAGCGAGAGAAACUUCUUCCUGCGAAUGAAAAGCACACUGACCAGCAGGGGGCGCACAGUCAACAUCAAGUCUGCCACAUGGAAGGUUCUUCACUGCACAGGUCACAUGGGUCCACAUGGUGGCAGCUCCACGUCGCCCCCUGCAGCCAGAGUGAUGACCCUGCUGUGUGAGCCCAUCCCUCACCCAUCCAGCGUGGACUUCCCUCUGGACACGUGCACCUUCCUCACCCGCCACAGCAUGGACCUGCGCUUCACUCACUGCGAGGGCAGGGUUACAGAGUUGACGGGAUACAAACCUGAAGAUCUGAUUGGCCGCUCGGCCUACGAGUUCCAUCACGCGCUCGACUCCGAUCACGUGACCAAAAGCCUGCACACAUUGUUGCUCAAAGGUCAGGUCAGCACCAGUCACUACCGCUUCCUGGCAAACAGCGGCGGCUUCGUCUGGGCCGAGACUCAGGCGACUGUUCUCUACAGCGGCAAGACGUCGCAGCCAGAGGCCGUCGUCUGCCUCAACUUCAUCCUCAGUUCUGUGGAGCAGCCAGACGUCAUCUUCUCCUCUGAGCAGACACGUUCUGGUCUGCAGCCCGAAGCGGAGCCCGACUCACCGCCGCUCACACCAGAGGAUUGUGGGACGCCCGACGUCUGUGACACUGACGUUCAAAAUCGAACCAACUGCAGUGAGGCUGAGGACACAGGUUCGAAUCCCAGCAGUGCUAUGGAGCUGUUCUUAAAACCGCAGGAGAAGCCAGAGGAGCCGCUCCAGACGAGUGAGGACGACACAGACGCCGUCGCACCACUGACGGGAGGUUUUGUGGAGCUGUCGUUCGUCAGCCCGCUCAGCCCGGACCUGCUGCCCGACCACCCUCAGGAUCUGUGCACGCCGGAGCUGAGACAGCUCCUCACACCCAUCUUCAACCCCAUCACACCUCCCUCCUCAUCAUCACCAGCCUCCUCACUGGAUGUGAGUCUCAGUGAGGACGAGGUGAUGGAUGCGAGCGAGGUGCAGAGGUUCUUUGCCAUUUGGCCGGACAAUGGUCAAAAGAAAGAAAAGACAGUGGAGAACAUGGAGGGGAUGGAUCUGGACAUGUUGGCUCCGUACAUCUCGAUGGACGAUGACUUCCAGCUGAGCGUCUCCAGUGGUUUGACGGAGGAAGUCGAUGAACCUUCAGCUGUGACUCCUGCAGCCUCACUCAGAAGGAAACGGACCCAUAACCGAGGGGAGGAGCUUCUGUCUCAGCUGAGGAUUCAGGACAAGAGACAGAAACAAACUGCUCCGUCAACUGAAGAGGAACUUUUCCUCAGUCACAGAUUACUGGACUGUCUGGACCAAUCAGAUCUGAGCUUGGACCUGGGCCCAGGAGCUCGGAGUCCGCUCCUCACAGACAGAGACCCUGUCUUAGGAGGCGUUCAGGGGCUUUGUGAAACUGAAGCUCUGAUGAGGGACAUAUUCGAACCUCGCCCUCCCGACCUGUCGCCCUUGACCUGAUGGAGCUCCCUGACAGUUUGGACCCGGGAUCCACAGUGGCCCACAUAGCCCACAUAUACAAACACAACAGACCACAAACAUGCACGCACCAGAACAUCCACUCACGUACGCUGCAGCCCUCUGCUGGAGGGUUGACCAGACGCCAUCGCUCGCAGCUCAAACAGGAAACGGCUCUAAUGUGUUUCCUUAUUGUUCUCUGACUGUGGAGCGAGAGCCAAUCACACGCUGGAGAUCAGGUGUGUGUGAGUCCACCUUUUGAAUCUGAGCGUUUUCCAUCUACUUUAAUGUUUAUCAUUGAUUUCAUGUGAGAAAUCAUCAAGGGUCAAUCUCUCUUAUGGCCAGCAGGUGGUGCUAAAACCUUUCAGUCAGAGGAUGUGAUGAGAAUCUGGGAACAUGUUUUUCUAUGCAGCUAAAUUUAGUGUAACUUUAAACUUUCAAUGUCAGAAAUCAUCAUUUGAAUACGUGCAGCAACUCCCAUGAUGCUCGGCUUUGUCAACCUAUCUUUCGUUCAAACAUUCGCUCACUGACGUUUUCUCCGAAACAAUCACAACAAACAAACAAGCGAGUUUCAGUGGCAUCGUUUAUCUCAGUGGUUUAUUUUUACAUCUUUUUUAUAAACUCAUGCUUAAUCUUCAUUUUCUUCAUUGAUGCAUUUACUGUAAAGCGUUUUCAUCUGUGGCUUUUAACACUGUGUUUUGUGAAAGGAGUCGGUCGCCUGUAUGUCAGUCGGGUGUGCGUUUGUCCUCUGAUGAUGUCGGGGGGGUUAUCUCAUAUCAAACACUCCUGUUCGUUAACAUGAGGCGAGCGCUCUCAGAGGAAGAUCAGUAAACUUCACCUGUGACCUCUGUGGUAAACCCACGUGACCUUGUGGCAUCAAACAUGCAGCAUGUCGCUCUCUGCAGAUUUGAUUCUGCUUUUCUCAUAUUAGAACAUUUAUAACCUGAUUAACUGUCAGUGAGACAAACAGUAGAGUUCAUAUUCUGAUUAAACUCUAGUCCUCUCUAUUUUAUCAUCUAUACGUUUGAAUUUUACGACUUUUAACAAACUGUGCCUCGAGUCAUAUCAGCUGAACGUAGUGUUUUUGUUUCUACACUGAAAUGUGGAGGAUUGUUGUUUUGGCUUCAAACUCUAAAUAAAGCUUCAAACAGCAAAAUGUCCAAAUUC
Pleuronectes platessa (European plaice) is the source of this 3310-nucleotide messenger RNA. It is a transcript of the gene hif1al, whose product is annotated as hypoxia inducible factor 1 subunit alpha, like. The transcript has 15 exons. Bases 125 to 2146 code for a protein of 673 amino acids. NCBI's taxonomy places the organism in Eukaryota, Metazoa, Chordata, Actinopteri, Pleuronectiformes, Pleuronectidae. Gene Ontology annotation, molecular function: DNA-binding transcription factor activity, RNA polymerase II-specific; protein dimerization activity; RNA polymerase II transcription regulatory region sequence-specific DNA binding. Gene Ontology annotation, biological process: cellular response to hypoxia; regulation of transcription by RNA polymerase II. The record is from RefSeq and is a predicted model, not a curated record.